Eleginops maclovinus (Patagonian blennie) is the source of this 2148-nucleotide messenger RNA. RefSeq lists its product as uncharacterized. The coding region runs from base 151 to 1482 and encodes 443 amino acids. Gene Ontology annotation, biological process: DNA integration. Gene Ontology annotation, molecular function: nucleic acid binding. Lineage: Eukaryota; Metazoa; Chordata; Actinopteri; Perciformes; Eleginopidae. The record is from RefSeq and is a predicted model, not a curated record. The transcript is spliced from 7 exons.
CUAAUUUCUACGACGAAUCUUUCCUGUGGACACGAAUUCAAGUGUGUGGGUACGAAUCGAAAAGUGUUGAAAUGACGUCACUUAGGUCACAGGGGAAAGUAAUCGAACCAUGAUUCUCCCAAACGCGCAUGCGUCAAUUCAAACGCAAAGAUGGAUGAGGAUGGACCGGGUGAUAGAGCUACCAGCUCAGGUGAAGCAUCACAGCAGGGACCAGUGGCUACCCAAUUAUUGGAACGCCUGAAAACAAGGGUAUCUGAUGUGUUAAGCCAACCACACUUGAAUUUGGACUAUUUCCAAUACGUAGUUAAUCAAGAGGCAUUUAUUCUGGCGGCUGCCUCCAAUACUCUACACAUCCCAGCUGAAAUUGUGGAUUGUCUUUUAUCCCUGCAAAGUAAGAUCCACGCAGCUGUUUCCCAAGAGAGUCCUUGUGCUUUUAUUAGAGCUGGAGAACGAGGCCGACCAAAGUUCAUUUUUUCUGAGGAGCUUCUGUCCCGGCUCAUCGAUGUCCCUUUACCAGUGUCGUGCAUUGCAAAUCUGUUGGGUGUCAGCCAAAGCACAAUCUUCCGACGUAUGCAUGAAUUUGGGUUGUCCACAGUAUCCACAUACAGCAUCUUGUCAGAUAGUGAAUUGGAUGAUGCUGUGCAGUCCAUAAAAAGCAGGAUCCCAACUGCUGGAUACAGAAUGGUCAAAGGCUGUCUGCAAGCAGAUGGGCAUAGAGUUCAGUGGGAUCGCAUCAAGGAGUCCAUGCACAGAGUCGAUGCUCCCGGAGUUUUGGAAAGGAUGACACGGCUGGGGUGCAUAGUAAGGAGGACAUACUUUGUGCAGGGGCCUUUGUCAUUAGUCCAUGUCGACACAAACCAUAAGCUGAUACGGUACAACAUUGUCAUAUUUGGUGGAAUAGAUGGGUACUCGAGAAAGAUUUUCUACCUGGAAGCAGCUACAAAUAACCGCUCAAACACUGCUCAUUCAUUUUUUCUGAAGGCAGUGGAAAACUACGGAUGGCCUUCCAGGGUCAGGGGCGAUGAAGGCGUCGAAAAUGUCUCAAUUGCUGAAACCAUGUUCACCGUCAAAGGUGCUGGAAGAGGGAGCUUCAUAUCUGGGAGGAGUGUACAUAAUCAGAGAAUUGAGCGCCUGUGGAGAGAUGUCUGGACCAGUGUGACACAUCUUUACUACGAAGUUCUUCACAGUCUCGAGGAAGAUGGUCUGCUGCAUUUGGGAGAUGCUGUACAUCUGUUUUGUGCACAGUAUGUGUUCCUUCCGCGUCUGGCAGAGGCCCUUCACACUUUCACAGAAGGCUGGGACAACCAUCCUUUACGGUCUGAAGGUGGACUGUCCCCGAACCAGCUCUGGGUUAUGGGUCACAUGCAGAACCCUUGUGACCUGAAUGAAGAUUUGCAGAACAUGGAGCUAUUUGGAACGGACUGGGAGAUGUUCGAUGCUGUGGAUGAGGAACCAUAUGGAGUCCAAGUCCAUGAAAUUUAGUGCCCUCUGACUCCAGAUAUUAUGGAUACUGUGCAGUCCAUGAUAAAUCCCUUGGCAUCAUCAGAAUCAUUUGGCAGAGACGUUUAUGUAACAAUGGUUCAGUGUAUUGAAGGUCUAAUGGCAGCACAAGAAAUGCCUGAGCUGUAAAACCUACAAAGUAAGGUAGAGCCACACACCAACUCCCAUAAAGGUAUUUUUACCUCCGUCAAGGAGGUUAUGUUUUCGGUCGCGUACGUUUGUUUGUCUGUUUGUCAGCAGGAUAACUCAAAAAGUCGUGAACGGAUUUUGAUGAAAUGUUGAGGAGUUGUUGGAAAUGACAAAAGGAACAAGUGAUUAAAUUUUGGUGGUGAUCCGCAUUAGCGUCUAGAUGUUAGGGCGUGUAGAUGUUAUGGCAUCAGUGACCGCAUGGUCUUGACGGAGGUUUGCGCUCUCUGAGUGCUUCUAGUUUAUUUUUGUUUUUGCAGUGACGUUUCGAGCUAUACGCUCUUCCGAAGAGCGUAUAGCUCGAAACGUCACUGCAAAAACAAAAAUAAAAAAUACCUUUAUGGGAGUUGGUGUGCGGCUCUACCUUACUUUGUAUACUUGUUCACUUUUUGAAGCCAGCACCCGUAAGUCGUGAUGUGCGUGACUUCCCUACACUUUUUGAGAUGUAAAACCUUUGCAAAA